AUGGCUCGGAAGAUUGCGUCCUGCUGCAUUGCCGUGGCAUCAGCAGCCUUUCUUCUGAUGGCACUGCCGACCUCGUUUGUUCCUUCGCCAGGAAGGCAAGGUGCUGUUGCCGCUGCUGCUGUGGCAGCAGGCUCUGCUGCUUUGCCUGCUUGGGCAUAUGACCCGCAGAUGACCGAUGCACAGAUCUUGUUGGCACGCAUCCCGGGAGGAAAGCGCACUCAGGAGUUGGGCUUGGUCAUUCCCAUGGCUGAGGAGGACGGCUUGACCGAUGGUCAGGUUGCCGGCUUGUUCCUGAUUGCGCUGGUUGUGUUCAUCUCUGCCAUCGAUCUGGCGAAGACCAUGUACAACGGCAUCAACCCGGCCAAGUUCAAGACCAGCAAGGGCAAGGGCUACAUCUCCCCACUAGUGAAGCGUUACAUUGAGAAUGGCUACUGA
Messenger RNA from Symbiodinium sp. CCMP2592, 435 nucleotides. The record is from the annotation of a GenBank genome assembly. NCBI's taxonomy places the organism in Eukaryota, Dinophyceae, Suessiales, Symbiodiniaceae.